This is a messenger RNA of Cololabis saira (Pacific saury), 2105 nucleotides long. RefSeq names its product TSEN2 tRNA splicing endonuclease subunit (gene tsen2). The coding region runs from base 117 to 1343 and encodes 408 amino acids. Gene Ontology annotation, biological process: tRNA-type intron splice site recognition and cleavage; tRNA splicing, via endonucleolytic cleavage and ligation. The transcript has 12 exons. Gene Ontology annotation, cellular component: tRNA-intron endonuclease complex. The record is from RefSeq and is a predicted model, not a curated record. Lineage: Eukaryota; Metazoa; Chordata; Actinopteri; Beloniformes; Belonidae. Gene Ontology annotation, molecular function: nucleic acid binding; tRNA-intron lyase activity.
AACAAGCCCGCGGAGUACAAAAACACAGAGCACGAGUGCUCACGUGUUCGCAAAUUAAACCAGAUUAAACCAGAUUCUCCUAACCCCCGCGAACCGCCCGCACCGGUACCGGCAGGAUGCAGGCGGAGUUCCGGGCUCCGCGGCGGCGGAACCGGGUCUACGAGCACUACGAGGCUCCGCUGCCUCUGGGCUGGACCCGCGGGGAGAACAGACACUUCCGAGCCGAGCUCUGCAACCAGCACCUGCUGGUCUGCGACCCGGACCAGGCCCGCAGCAUCUACACGCAGGGCUAUUUUGGUAAAGGCAUCCUCUCCAGAGCCAGACCGGACCACAGCAUCUCCGACCAAUGGGAGCAGCACCAGGGGCUGCGUCUGCCCGUCGUAUCCCAGGCCAAGUACGAGGAGCUGCUCCGGUGGGCGGAGGCGGCUCUUUCUGGCCAGGGGUUGGACCGGGAGGCCGUCAGUCAAACCCUUUCCAGACUGACUGGGGCGGUGGACGUGGAGGACGUGAGGAGGGAGAUGGGGGGAGACGAGGAGGAGCAGGAGAACGGAGGCAGGAGGGAGGAGGAGGUGGAGCCAGAGACGCCACGGGCGGGGGUAGAGAUGGAGCCAGAGGCCAAGAGAGCCUGCAGGUCACACCCACAAGAUGCCAACCAUGACCUCCAUUCUGAAAGCAGCUCAGACCAGGACUCAGAUUCCAGCUCCAAUUCGGAAGCUGAGCCCCCUCCUCUGGUACCAGGUCCUGGGUUUAUCCUGGUGGCCCCUGAAAGUGAGGACGGAGGUGGCGUCAAGGAGCUGAAGCGGAGUCCAAUAUGUCUGUCGGAGUACCUGCAGCUCAGUCCGGAGGAGGCCUUCUUCCUGGUGUACGGCCUGGGCGUCCUCUCCGUCUACCUGCAGCAGGAGCCUCUGUCAAUCACUCAGCUGUGGAGGAAGUGCCGGUCACUGCUGCCAGACUUCAUCAGCUCGUACGCCGCCUAUCAUCACUUCCGCAGCAGGGGGUGGGUCCCCAAGGGAGGGGGCGGGGCCAAGUACGGUGUCGACCUCAUGUUGUACAGGAAAGGACCUCCUUUCUACCACGCCAGUUACUCUGUGGUGGUGGAGCGAGUUGAUGAUGCGUUCAGGGGUUUGCCACUGCGUCCGUUUUCCUGGCGUUCCCUGGCAGCUCUCAGCAGGAUCACCGGUAACGUCUCCAAGGAGCUGAUGUUGUGUUACGUCAUUUAUCCUUCUGGCCUGACGGACGCAGAGCUGGACUCACCCGCAUGCCUGAGCAAACUGAAGGUUCAGGAAGUGAUCGUCAGCAGGUGGGUGUCCUCCAGAGAACGGACUGAGCAGGAUGACAUCUGAUUGGCCAAUAGGAAAGGCUGAUGGACAGUGAUGGAACCCAGAGACUGAUGGACGCCAAACAGAAACAUGAUUGUUGUUUCAUGUUUAACAUCCAGUCAAGCUGCUGAGGACAGAGAAGAAGCUGCAAUGAGCAGCACUGAUGACGAUGUCCAUGUGGAGUCUGGUUACCGUGGUAACAGGUGUUAUUCUGAGUUUAGGCUGAUGUUCAAAGUCUGACCUUGAUCCUUCUCCUGAACACUAUUUAUUUGACCUGGAUGGAAAAUGUCAUAAUGAGGGAAACUGUGAAUCUACCUGAACUACUUCUCUGAGACGCCAGUCUGCCGCGUGGAUCUACAAAUCACUUACCAGGAUUUGUGGAUGUGCUACGAACAUGAUUUCCUCACCAAAGUUGUGAUUUAAACAAUAAAAAUAAACUGAAGUGAAACACAGCUGCUCAGCCUCAUUUUCCCUGAGUCAGUUCCAGAGGUGUCAAGUAACAAAGUACAAAUACUUCGUUACCUUACUUAAGUAGAAAUUUUGCUUAUCUAUACUUCACUGGAGUAAUUAUUUUUCAGACGACUUUUUACUUUUACUCCUUACAUUUUCACGCAAUUAUCUGUACUUUUUACUCCUUACAUUUUAAAAACAGCCUCGUUACUCUAUUUCAUUUGGGCCUUUAAUAAAAACUAUCCAGUUAAAUUGCUCCAUCCGGAUAGAGUGAAUUUGGUUGUGGUUGUUUCAGAUGUUCUUGUCCAGUUUUGUUCUUACAUCCGUUCCCUCAGA